UAGCAUAGAAACAACGUCAUGAUAGAUUGGUAGGGUAAGACUCUUGCAUGCAGGUUGAAAAAAAUCGAUUAUCUGAGUGAAAAUGUAGUUAUUUUUAGUUUUUAAAUCAUAAAGACAUGUCAUAUAGUGACAGAAUCAAUUCUUCGGGUAAUUACUAUUUCCGGUAUGAUGAAGAUAUCGGAAAACAUGGGCCUUACAUAGAGUACCCUGACGCUCCGGCCGUAACACCUUCCGGUUAUAUUACAAUUGAACUACCAUCGGAUAGCUCUUCAGAUGAUACGCCAUCUCAAAGUCUUUCAGAAGCGAGUUCUCCGGAACCAGUAAAGGCUGACCCAAAUAUUGGAAUGGUUAUUAUACAAAUGGAUGACGGCGGUCCUAGACCUAAAAGAAGUAGAGCAUCAGACAUAGUUAUACCAAUUGAUUCCGUGUCGUCGCCGGAAAUUAUUAAGGAGACGCCGGUUGAGGAUGGUUCAAGUACAGAUGACAAUUCGCCCAUUCUAACUGCCGAAGUAGAUAGCGACGAAUGUACAUUUUUCAACGAUAUAGUCGACAACCAAACAACUUCCGGGCCAGAUUAUAGCAGUUCCUCAUCUGAAUGUAGUUCAUCAGACGAAGAAGAACUCAAUCGUGAGAGUAUCUCGGCUUCUGAAAGUGAUUACGAAGACAACAAUGAGGCACUCUCUGACAAAGAUAGCUACGUUUCUGAAUCCAACGUUGAAUACGAUAUCAACGAUGAAGACAACGACAAUGUUGACGAUGAUGUAAGCGAGACAACCUCCAAAAGCAUAAGAUCGACAUCCAAUUGUAACAGGAUUGGUAUUUCUGAAACAAGCCUUUUAAAUCUGUGUCAAAGAUUUCAAAAUGGAGCUGCUAGAUAUGAAGAAAUACUUGAAGCGAGAAACCGUCUAGGUAGACAGAUUAAACGCACAUUUCCAAACCAUCAACUGUCUUCUCACAUCGCAUUGAGAAUGUUUUCUUCCUUGUCUACUAGCUAUAAACUUAAAAACAUCGGUUACGUUAACAUGGAUUCUCUGCCUGCUACAUCAGAUGCAUGUCCCGUCUUGAACCACGAAGCAUCUGGAGUUGGUGACAUAGUUGAAAUUUCCCGCGAAAACGAGACCUCCAUCUCAGCCGAUGGGACUCCAACUGAAAAUGACAGCACAUCUCCAGUAUGUAGCACACGGGUUGACUUCACGCCGGCUGCACGUAGUAAAGUCGAAGGGGCUAGGACAGCAUGUUCUGAAGCAGCUAACGAAGUAUAUAGUGUGCAGUCUGGCCGGGAGAAUCCGCAAGCCAAGUAUGACAGUGAAGUCAGGCCCAAUCAGCCGGGUUUAAACAUGCCAGCUGUCAACUUCCACCGGAAAAAGAUUAAAGAAGUGCUACCACCUAUUCCAAAAUCGGCAGGAAGAUCCAAACCCCAGACAGCCGUUGACAAAAGUAAUGAAAAGCCUUCAGCUGCCCUUAAAUCAGCUAAUAAACAACUGAUUAUUAAACCUGAAUUUCAUAACCGCAAACAAUGCCAAGUUGCAAAACCUGGUAUCCCUCACCAGCUGCGAUCAGUGGCGUGUUACAGGGACGGCAAGGUGGACGUGUCCAUUACAGGCGAUAAGAGACUUAUACCCGAGUCAGAACCGCUCAACGUCAACAUCACAUUUAUACAUAAACCGUUCACGAUGCCAUACAAAGAGGCCAAGGUCACUGACGAAGAUGAUGACAAACAGUCAUCAUCUAUAAAAAGGAAACCGUUUCCAUCACCAGUAAAAUGCUUUAGUCCCAAUAUUCCACCUCAAAGCAAAAUACAGCCUAAUAAAAGACCGUUGCCUCCGUUGAAGCAUGUACAGAAGACCGAAAAAAGAGAUUUUAAAAAAUUAAACAAUAUUCCAAAAUUGGCGAUAGACUCAAGGCAAGUCGGUCAUUUUCCAAGCCAUAAAGCUCUUCCCCCAUUGCGCAAUGUUUCAGGAAAAGUUAGACAGUACAUUCCGAUCGUGGAGAGAAAAUUAAAAGUGGUUACCAGCAAGAAACGUAAUAAAAAGUCAACAACAAAACAAGAAAAUUUAAACUGGGACAUCGUAAAUGACAGAGCCCAGCGGCCACCAUUUAAUACCCACAUAAAUACAGAAGCUUCCGAGAGACACCAAAAAAUAUUUGCAGAUAUUCCUGUUUAAAUCUGUACAAACUUAAAAUCUAUUAAAAUAACGAACACAAAA
Messenger RNA from Ruditapes philippinarum (Manila clam), 2207 nucleotides. RefSeq lists its product as uncharacterized. Gene Ontology annotation, biological process: protein phosphorylation. NCBI's taxonomy places the organism in Eukaryota, Metazoa, Mollusca, Bivalvia, Venerida, Veneridae. The transcript has 4 exons. Gene Ontology annotation, molecular function: ATP binding; protein serine/threonine kinase activity. The record is from RefSeq and is a predicted model, not a curated record. The coding region runs from base 117 to 2165 and encodes 682 amino acids.